Molecule: messenger RNA, 2216 nt
Organism: Helianthus annuus (common sunflower)
Lineage: Eukaryota; Viridiplantae; Streptophyta; Magnoliopsida; Asterales; Asteraceae
Product: malonate--CoA ligase
Exons: 17
Coding region: 189-1970 (593 amino acids)
Biological process (GO): fatty acid metabolic process
Molecular function (GO): medium-chain fatty acid-CoA ligase activity
Source: RefSeq, a predicted model, not a curated record
CAAAAACACAUAUGAUCACCGGGUUCAAAUUUGGUACGAACUUCGUAUCCGACUUGAUCAAGAAACUUUUGUCUCUUCCGAUGAUGACGAUUCAAUGAAAACAAACGUGUUGUAUUAUUGAAUUGAAUUUCACGACUUUUUGCCAGUUGGGUUUGCUAUAAAUCCAACCCCCUUCACCGCCAAUAGCGAUGAACAGAUGCUCCUCAUUUAUUACAACAAUUCAUCACAAUAACUACAACAAGAUUAGAGCUUUCAACCACUUUCUCACCCACUUCUUCAAUCAUCCUCUAUUUACUUCUGCUACUCCCUUCUCACAAUCUCGUCAAUUUUCUGCUUCAGGUUGUAGAACAUUCAUGGAGGUUGUUAAAGCAAUUGCAAGUCAUGGCGCCACUUCUCAUGAAAAUCUCGCUCUCAAAGCCGACGAUAAGAAAUACGGCUACAAUCAUCUAGUUUCUUCCGCUUCAAAAAUAUCUCAUCUGUUAUCCAGCCAUAACCAAAAAACCGCCAAUGGAGCCACAGGGAAUACAAGUUUAAACGGUGCUAGAAUAGGUGUGGUGGCUAAACCUUCUGCUGAGUUUGUGGCCGGAGUACUAGCGGUAUGGUUGAGUGGCGGUGUCGCAGUGCCACUAGCGCUAAGCUACCCGGAAGCUGAACUACUACACGUCAUGACUGAUUCGGAUGUAUCGAUGAUUUUGAGUACCGAGGAUCAUAGCGAGCUUAUGCGAAAAAUUGCGGAGAAAACCGCGGCUCGGUUUUCUCUGAUACCUGAUGUUCCUAGUAAUGAUGUAAAUGACGGUGUACUGCAGAAAGAAAUUCAAUUUUCAAAUAAAGUAGAAGGUGAUGACCCUGCGUUGAUUUUGUAUACUAGUGGUACAACCGGGAAACCUAAAGGAGUUGUUCAUACACAUAACAGCAUUUUAGCACAGGUGAAAACAUUAUCAACAGCUUGGGAGUACACAUCAAGUGAUUGUUUUCUGCAUUGCCUGCCAUUACACCAUGUGCAUGGACUUUUCAAUGCAUUGUUUGCUCCUCUUUAUGCCGGUUCCAUGGUUGAAUUCAUGCCAAAGUUUAGUGUGAGCGGGAUCUGGAAAAGAUGGCGUGAAUCGUAUCCGAAAGAUGGAACUAAACUUAAUGAUGCAACAACUGUAUUUACAGGGGUUCCAACGAUGUAUACGAGGCUGAUACAAGGCUAUGAGGCUAUGGAUCCAGACUUGCAAGCAGCUUCUGCUUCAGCUGGAAGCCAGCUGCGUCUAAUGAUGUGUGGAUCCUCUGCUCUACCCCUACCCGUUAUGCAACAAUGGGAAGCCAUUACAGGACAUCGACUAUUGGAACGAUAUGGCAUGACAGAGUUCGUCAUGGCACUUUCAAAUCCAUUAAAAGGCGUACGGAAAGGAGGCACUGUUGGCAAGCCCUUUCCAGGCGUGCAGGUCAAGAUUCUUGCAGACAACGAUGGUAACGAGGGGGUUGGUGAGCUUUGUAUCAAAAGCCCUUCGUUGUUUAAGGAAUACUGGAAACGUCCGGAGGUAACCAAGGAGUCAUUUAUAGAGGGCGGGUUUUUCAAAACUGGUGAUGCUGUUAAAGUUGAUGAAGAUGGAUAUUAUGUAAUUUUGGGACGUACCAAUGCCGAUAUAAUGAAGGUAGGUGGAUACAAAUUGUCGGCGCUAGAAAUUGAGGCAAUUCUUUUAGAACAUCCGGCCAUUUCAGAAUGUUGUGUGUUAGGGUUGCCGGAUAAAACUUACGGAGAAGCUGUAACUGCGAUAAUUGUGCCGAAUAUGGAACUAAAAAAGAUUCGUGAGAAAGACUUAAAGCCUGCUAUUACUUUAGAUGAACUAUGUUCAUGGGCUAAACAGAAACUUGCACCAUACAAGCUGCCAACUCGAUUAUUUGUAUGGGACUCGUUGCCUCGAAAUGCCAUGGGAAAGGUGAACAAAAAGGAGCUGAAGGCGACAUUGGCUGCUGAAGAACAGUAAACCAAUUUUUCCGUUUGUCCGGAGAUAUGAAUAAUAUAUAUUUUGGGUAUAACUUGAUUAAUAUUAUGUUAAGUUGUAAGAUAUUGUUGGACUGGUAAUGCAUCAUUGUGAUGUUGACCAGUGGCGGAACCAUUACUUGUUUGUCGGGGUCAUCAUAAGGCUCUCUUUUCUAUGGGCUAACUAGAGGGUCCAAAACAUUUUUUUAAAGAAAAAUCACAGAUUUUGUAUAUAAAAUCUGAGAAAUUC